AUGCAGGUCACCGUCUUAGGACUGCUGAUGGUGGUGGCUGUCGCUGAGUUUCUCAUUGGCCUGGUUGGAAAUGGAGUCCUUGUGGUCUGGAGUUUUGUAGGAUGGGUCAGGAAAUUCAAGGGGUCCUCCUACAACCUCAUUGUCCUGGGCCUGGCUGGCUGCCGAUUUCUGCUGCAGUGCUUGAUCAUGGUGGACUUAAUCGUGUUUUCCAUCUUCCAGAGCAGCUACUGGUUCCUCCGUCUCGGCGACCUCUGGGUAGUGGUCAGCCAGGCCAGCCUGUGGUUUGCCACAUUCCUCAGUCUCUUCUACUGCAAGAAGAUUGCCACCUUUGAACACCCGGUCUACCUGUGGCUGAAGCAGAGGGCCUAUGUCCUGAGUGCCGGGUGCGUUCUGGGGUGCCUUCUGAUCAAUCUGCUGCUCGUAACCCAGAUGGGCUUCAAUCCCUGCAGUGCUCCCCCAGGGAACAGCAGCGUGGCGCACCCCGCCGCGCACUGCCACUAUCUGUACAUAUUACAGCUCAACGCAGGAAGUGGGCUGCCCUUCUCGGUGUUUCUCAUUUCCUCCGGGGCGCUCAUCGUCUCUCUGUUUAGGCACCAUAAGAAGAUGAAGGUGCACACGGCUGGCAGGAAUGAUGCUCAGGCCACGGCUCACAUCAGGGUCCUGAAGUCCUUGGUCUGCUUCCUUGUGCUUUACCUGGUUUACGUCGUGGCCAGCCCCUACUCCAUCACCGCCAAGUCGUCCCCGGUUAGCCUCACCACCGUGCUCAUCUCGGAGACGCUGAUGGCCGCUUACCCUUCUCUGCACUCUGUCAUACUGAUCGCGGGGAACCCCAGGGUGAAGCAAGCGUGUCGGAGCACCCUGCGGAGGGCGGUGCGCGCGUGCCGGUCCUGA
Molecule: messenger RNA, 891 nt
Organism: Molossus molossus (Pallas's mastiff bat)
Lineage: Eukaryota; Metazoa; Chordata; Mammalia; Chiroptera; Molossidae
Gene: TAS2R5
Product: taste 2 receptor member 5
Exons: 1
Coding region: 1-891 (296 amino acids)
Biological process (GO): detection of chemical stimulus involved in sensory perception of bitter taste; sensory perception of taste; G protein-coupled receptor signaling pathway
Cellular component (GO): membrane
Molecular function (GO): G protein-coupled receptor activity; bitter taste receptor activity
Source: RefSeq, a predicted model, not a curated record